This is a messenger RNA of Nasonia vitripennis (jewel wasp), 3281 nucleotides long. RefSeq names its product carboxylesterase clade E, member 3. The record is from RefSeq and is a predicted model, not a curated record. The transcript is spliced from 6 exons. Lineage: Eukaryota; Metazoa; Arthropoda; Insecta; Hymenoptera; Pteromalidae. Bases 81 to 1715 code for a protein of 544 amino acids.
UCUGCUUUGACCAACCAAUACUAUAUUGAAAUAAUUAAGUUCGAAUUUGCUCUUCGUAAUUUCUUGAUCUCGCCAAAAACAUGCAAGUUUUUCUCGUCACUGCGCUGUGUGUAUUAUGUACGUUCAGUUUAAAUAUUGAUGAGCCACACGUAACGACUCCAUUGGGAAGAAUCAAUGGGUAUAGCAAAAUAGCAUACGAAGGACGUCAAUAUGUUGCUUAUGAAAGCAUCCCAUAUGCAUUACCACCAAUUGGAGAUCUUCGUUUCGAGCCACCGGUUCCGGUACCUGCUUGGACAGAACCUAUCGAUGCCCUAGGUUUGCCAAAACCCUGUUCGAAAUACGAACCGCCUCCCGAGGAAAGUAGCACCGGCGUUGAAGAUUGUUUAUACAUAAACAUAUAUACACCGGCAAAAGACGAAAAAGAAUCGCUACCAGUUGUAUUUUACAUUCAUGGAGGUGGAUUUCAGUACGGAACAAGUUCAGACUAUCGAGAGAAAUAUCUCAUGGAUAGAAACUUAAUUUUGGUUACUUUUAACUAUCGAGUUGGACCGCUUGGAUUUUUGAGUACCGGAGACGAUGUCGUUUCUGGAAACAUGGGGCUCAAAGACCAGUCUCUCGCUCUUCGUUGGGUAUCCGAAAAUAUUCAAUACUUUGGAGGUGAUCCUAAAAGGAUAACUUUGGCAGGUGACAGCGCCGGUGGUGCCAGCGUCCACUAUCACUAUCUGUCACCUUUGAGCCGCGGACUGUUUCAGAAUGGAAUAUCUUUUAGCGGAACUGCAUUAGCGCGAUGGGCUUUUACGCCCGAUACCUCGAACACCACCAAGAUUCUGGCUAAAGCUUUGAAGUGUCCAAUAAAUAAUUCCUUGGCCACCAUUCAAUGUUUGAGAAAAGUACCUGCUACGGAUAUAACUCGGGCAGUUAAAAAUAUGUUGUCCGACUUGUACUUCUCAUACGUGCUGUUUCCACCAGUUGCUGAGAAAAUUCAUGAUGAUUAUUUCAUUAAUGACACGCCAAAAAGCAUUAUUGAGCAAGGCCGUGCUUUGGACUUGCCAUGGAUUACCGGAGUUGUCAGUGAAGAGGGACUUUACAUAACUGCUGGUUUUGCACUGAAAGACGAUAUGCUAAAACAUACUGAUAAGAACUGGGAAACCAUAGCACCUUACAUGCUACAUUUUGUAAAUAACAUUCCUGAAGACCAACACGCCAAAUUUGCAAAAUUGGCAAAGGUACAUUACUUUAGCAAUAAAAACUUUAGUACAAGCAGAAAUUUAGUUAAAACUUUGACACACAUGACCGGGGAUGAUCAAAUCGUUACUGGGGCAAUUAGAGCUGCAAAGUUGCAAGCACGAGUAAACAAAAGUCCUGUGCGGUUUUACUACUACAGUUACAGAGCUGCACAAAGUUUCAGCGAUGGACUUUCGAAUACUACCGAGAACUUAGGUGUGUGCCACGAUGAUGAUGUUUUCAUAGUUAUGGAGAACGACUACGUAGACCCAACAACUACAGCAAAUGACAGAGCCAUUUUACGAGACAUGCUUGAUCUUUGGGAAUCGGUAGCUAAGACUGGCAUACCAGAUUUAGGUACGCAAUGGCCACAAUUGAAUGCUUCCUCCAGAAACUUCGAAUACAUGCAUAUGGCUGGUCCUGGAAACUUUACCAUAGAAACUAAUAAUAAUUUAGGAGAAAUUCAAUUCUGGGAUAAAAUAGGACUGUAAUUAGCCUCAACAAGUACAUUUAGUCAACGCCAAUGUAUUAAUAUGUGCAACUGAUAUUUUUCUUCAAAACCUCAUUCAUUUUAAACAUGGGUAAUCGCAGACUAAACAAGUUACGUUUGCAAAAUAAAUGUUAGGAUCAAUAACACAUUAGGCGUUUCUGAAGCGCUGCUUAUAAGGGUCAGUUGGAGGUAAAAAGUCUCUUGAAUACAGCAAAACCUCGUUUAACCUCAAUAAAUGAGUAAAAUCAGUGUUGGUAUGGAACAUUUCCUAGAUUAUUAGAAUAAAUAGAAUUGUUGUUGAAAUAAAAUGUAUAAUAAUUUAUAUUUUGUGUAAGUUCAUACUUUGUAUAGCCUUUUUAACAAAAGUAUAUCUCACGAGUAAAUCAUAAUUAGUAUGUAUUGAUCUAUUUCGUUGACGAACCAUUGGCAAACAGAGCAUCUUGGUUGCUCUAUUUAUCAAAAGGAUAGACUCUGGUAGAUUAACGAGUCCUGCUAGUAUGGCUAAGAUCACAUUGAGCAAUCGCUCAUUUCAUCUAAAAGAAUUUUAACUGAAAUAUGUUUGAUUUCAGGCAAAAAACAGACUCAUAACUCUCUGUUAGUUUCUGUCGGUGCAUGUAGAAAACGUUAUUGAUUGAGAUUGUAAACACUGAAGUUACCGAAAAAAAUCUUAGGGGCGAUGUCAAAACUCCCAAAUGACAAAAAGCCCAAAAAUAUUUCUUCGCGAUUCGAGUGAUGAUCUUACGCUCAAUUCAUGCACUGUAAAACUGAUCUUAGGGUUCUUCGCUAAUUCGUUAACGAUUUUUGGACGUAUCUAUAUUAAAUUACUUAAUAACUACUUAAGAACUUCUUAACGUUUCUAUCAGGGGAUUUUUCUGAUAAUAAUGUUUUCCUUUUGAUCGAAAUCAAAUUUUCUUUUUAGUUUAUCAUUUGUCCUAUUCUAAAAACGGAUGGACUGAUCUGAUUGCUCUUCAAAUAACUAAUAUAAAGCGAAUUAUAACAUCCCUUCUUAGAAGCAGAGCAAGGGAUAAAUCUUUCACAAUAUUAUAUUAUGGAUAUAACUUAAUGCACAUAAGUAGGACUUUUUCUUGAAAAAUAGAUUCUAAUAUAGGACAGGGUGUAGACUAUCCUUGUCAAUUAUUCUUAAUACAAAAAAUUAAUUUUUUGAACUGGAAAUUUUGAUUUUUAUCAAGCACAGUUUAGUUGACUAUCUAUAAUAUCUGUACACGUGACUAGAUCACUAUCAAGCACGAAAGAUAAUGGCAAUAGCAUAUAACAACCAUUUUUCGUAUAAAAUCUUCAGAAUGUGUAGUUACUUUAAGCAACAAUAAGUACUAUAGGUCGCAAUAAUUAAUUUAAAUUAUAUUUUCACAUAAACAUGCGAAUUAUUUCGACUAUUGUAUUAUGUGCAUUAAGUACAGUAUCUAGUAAAAAUGUUAUUAAUUCACAAAUCACGACUUUAUCAGGAAAAAUCAACGGAUAUUAUAAAACCUCAUACGAAGGACAUCAAUAUGCGGCAUGCGAAGGUAUCCCAUACGCAUUACCGCCAAUUGGAGAUCUUCGAUUCGAG